UGAUCUGUCUGCUGUUGGAAGGAGUGCGGAAAGUCUGUGUGCACCCCAAAAAAGGAUUAAAAUUACCUGCAUUGUCGAGUUUGUGUCAUUACAAUGUUGUAAGCCACACGAACAGUGAUUAGGACAGCAAUCUUUCAUAUCUUACCCCGUCAAAUUAAGACUUUUACAGUCUGAUAAGAUGUCGGAAGGAAACAAAAACACGAACACGGAACCGUGGGGCGGUUUUGAUGACAACCUUAUUCAGAGAGGCGGCUCAGCCGUGAUCGACAUGGAGAACAUGGACGACACGUCGGGCUCGAGCUUCGAGGACGUGGGGGAGAUGCACCAGCGCAUGAAGGACGAGGAGGAGGUGACGGCGGAGGCGGCGGCCACCGAGGAGGAGGGGGAGGGGGAGCCGGGCGAGGACGGAGAGUUCCUGGGCAUGAAGGGUAUCAAGGGUCAGCUGAGCCGGCAGGUGGCCGACGAGGUGUGGAGAGCAGGGAAGCGCCAGGCCUCCAAGGCCUUCAACCUGUAUGCCAACAUUGACAUCCUCAGACCUUACUUCGACGUGGAGCCCAUGCAGGUCCGCAACAGGUUAAUUGAGUCCUUGAUUCCAGUUCGAAUGAUCAACUUUCCGCAGAAAGUGGCUGGCGAGCUGUACGGGCCCAUGAUGCUGGUCUUUACCCUGGUGGCCAUCUUGCUCCAUGGCAUGAAGACGUCUGGCACAGUCAUCAGAGAGGGCACCCUGAUGGGGACGGCCAUCGGCACGUGUUUCGGCUACUGGCUGGGCGUGUCCUCCUUCAUCUACUUCCUGGCCUACCUCUGUAACGCCCAGAUCACCAUGCUGCAGAUGCUCUCGCUAUUGGGCUAUGGGCUCUUCAGCCACUGCGUGGUCCUCUUUGUCACCUACAGUGUCCACUUCCACUCCCUCUUCUACCUCCUCUGGCUCGUCAUCGGGGGCCUUUCCACACUACGCAUGGUGGCAGUGCUGAUCUCUCGCACGGUGGGCCAGACGCCGCGUCUCAUCCUUUGUGGCACGCUGGCUGCCCUCCACAUGCUCUUCCUGCUCUACUUGCACUUCGCCUACCACAAGAUUGUUGAAGGUAUCCUGGACACUUUGGAAGGACCUGCAAUGCCUCCAAUCCAGCGGGUAGCCCGGGACCUGCCCAACACGGUCACAGUGCUGAAUGCCACCAUGAAGGGGCUGACCGCCGGCGCUACUGCCAUCCUCACCCAGUAGUGGCCCGUUUGUCAUGUCCGACCUAGAGGACCUAUGUCAUCGCGGUUUAUCGAAGCUGAGGGGAGAAGGGUAGCACACACACACACACACACACACACACACACACACACACACACACACACACACACACACACACACACACACACACUGUCCCCUCUUGAACGGCGGAAACACUAUGUUGUGGUGCAGGUGUGGUUUUCAACACGUCACACUUUAUGAUCCAAUAUACACACAUGCAUUAUGCUCUUCACUGUCUCUCAUGCAAAACAGGAGUGGAGCGAUCGCCAAAUGUGGCCAUCUCCCCAUCCUCCUCUCUGCCUCAGAUUGGCCACAGGUACUAUUGUGUCAUAUUGAGAGCAGAUUGUUUUGCCCCCAUCCCUCAUGUCCAUGCCGAUAUAACACCCCGGACGUCCUGUCUCAGUGAACGCUUCAAUCAGACCUGCAACCACAGCCAUCCCUGGAAGGGCCCUCUGGAAAAUGGGGAGGGCUCGAGGAACCAUGUCUACCCGGCUGCCUCUGUGCAACGGAACUGUGCUGUUGUUCCCCUGUACGCGCCCCUGGACUCUAGCACAUCCACACAGUCGUGUCACAACAACAGCCCAGGGCCGGAUUCCAUUAAAAUCUGUCUCUAGCGGAACUUCAAAAUGAUUCCAUGCAUUCCAGUUUAAAAUGUUUGCUGUGAGAGUAGGGAUCCAUUGUUAGUAUGAUACGAAGAGGAUUUAGGAGGAAAAAAGUAAGCUGUGUCAUUUUUUAUUGUGAUUACUUUGCCAAUUACACAUAAAAUUGCCAUUUGUAGGGGUGGUCUGAAGGACUGUACCUGCCUGAGUGUGAGGGAGGGCUUGGUACUGCAUUAUACUGGAUAGGAGAACUGAGGUGUCCAGAGAUACAAGAUUGACUAAGCCUGGGUUACUUCACAUGUGUAUGUGAUGGCAUUGCACACAGAUUUGAUGAGAUGUACAUUUUGUUUUGUUGAUUCCACCCCCCUUCUUCAUCCCUCACAGUGGAGAAGUAAAGAGUAAAGAAUCUGUCCAUUUUAACCUGUAUUAUGCUACAGUGAUCAGGCGGCUCUAGAAAAUCCCAAUAUGCUUUUAUGUUUCUUUGCACCAUGAUGUUACACGUGUACAGUAACUGCUUUUGUUUGCCAUGUUGGAUAUCAUUAUUGUAAAUGUGUCUUUUUCAUAUGUUUUUGUAUGGAACAGUAGUGUAUGGGGAAAAGAGUGAAGGCUCUCCAGGUCUGCUGAAAUGUUGUCUGAAUGUUGUCUGUCAUCCCCUACCUAUGAUGUUUUCUCCCUUCCAUCAAGUUAUGUCUGCAACCCCUUUCUGACCUAACCAAUGGUGAUUUCUUUUGCAAGAUUGUAAUUUUUUUGUUUCCUGAUAGGUUGGAGAUGUGAUCACUCCAUUUUGUUUUUGGUCCUCUGGGGAAAUUUUAUUUAUAGGGUUUUAUUGUACAGAGAAGAUACAAUAUAAAGACCAUGUAAUCAGAAAUAAAAGAUUGCAUAUGAUGAA
Molecule: messenger RNA, 2725 nt
Organism: Engraulis encrasicolus (European anchovy)
Lineage: Eukaryota; Metazoa; Chordata; Actinopteri; Clupeiformes; Engraulidae
Gene: yipf3
Product: Yip1 domain family, member 3
Exons: 9
Coding region: 179-1219 (346 amino acids)
Cellular component (GO): Golgi apparatus
Source: RefSeq, a predicted model, not a curated record